Messenger RNA from Leptidea sinapis, 1284 nucleotides. RefSeq names its product solute carrier family 25 member 44. Gene Ontology annotation, cellular component: mitochondrion. Lineage: Eukaryota; Metazoa; Arthropoda; Insecta; Lepidoptera; Pieridae. The record is from RefSeq and is a predicted model, not a curated record. Gene Ontology annotation, molecular function: branched-chain amino acid transmembrane transporter activity. The transcript has 7 exons. Gene Ontology annotation, biological process: branched-chain amino acid catabolic process. Bases 212 to 1267 code for a protein of 351 amino acids.
UAUGUAAUUUAUUUGUUCUAGCAUCACAUCCAGCAGUUAAACCAUGGAAGAACCGGAACGCCAUGAUAAUACAAACGUAAUUAAAAGAAUAUCGUAAAGAUAAAAAAUAAUCUAGUCGAAAUAUAUUAUUAUUUAUAUAAAUCAAUUCCAUAUUUAAUUGUUUGUAAAACAAUGUGCAAAAUAUAAUUUUGUGUUACCAAAGUAUAUAUAGAUGUUAUUAAGCUUAUGGGAUAUUUGGAAGGGAGAGAGAAAUUCAGAGAGAGAUAAAGGGAGAGAGAAAAUGGCAGCCACUAUGGUGGAAACUCCGCCGCCGCAGUUAAUUACCACGAUCGAAUGGAGUAUGAUGGAUAAGAGUAAAUUCUUUCCGCUCUAUACGUUGAGCAGCUUCACAGUUCGUUGCGCUUUAUACCCCCUGACGCUCGUUAAAACUCAGAUACAAGUGCAACGCAAAAAGGAGGCUUAUAAAGGCGUUUCAGACGCAAUCUCUAAGAUUUACGCCAGUGAAGGCAUGAGCGGAUUGUACAGAGGAUUUUGGCUGUCCAGUUUUCAGAUAAUCUCUGGCGUUUUUUAUAUAUCGACAUACGAGGGCGUGCGACACGAACUCGGAAAAUAUGACAUUAACGCCAAGAUGAAGUCGUUCGUGGCCGGUGGUUGCGCAUCUCUGGUGGGUCAGACGGUGAUAGUUCCCUUCGACGUGCUGAGUCAGCAUCUAAUGGUGCUCGGCCUCGUCAAGGGCUCACCCGAUGGCGUGAAGAACAAGAAAGUUAAUCCACUAGGCUUAAACCUAGAGCAGCGCAUGUCUAAGUCAGCUCUUGCCAAGGAGGUGGCUGUGAGGGUGUACCGUCUACACGGUCCACUGGGCUACUAUAGAGGCUAUGCAGCAUCUCUGGCCGCCUAUGUGCCCAACUCUGCUCUAUGGUGGGCACUCUACACCGCGUACCAAGACGAGCUUCUGAGGGUAAGUCCAUCGUGGAUUUCGCAUCUGUUCGUGCAGUGCGUCGCUGGAACACUGGGUGGUUUUACCACAACAAUUCUUACCAACCCUCUUGACAUAGUCCGGGCAAGGUUACAGGUUGAAGGUGUUGGGUCUAUGCGACAAGUGUUCAACGAGCUGUGGAAGGAAGAAGGAUUCUUCGGACUCUACGCCAAAGGUCUGUCGGCGAGGCUGGUGCAGUCUGCCUGCUUCUCUUUCUCCAUCAUCCUGGGCUACGAGAGCAUCAAGAGAGUUUCUGUCAGUGACGAGUUUAGGACGAGAGUACGUUGGUGAAUAAACAUUGUUAGACA